CCGGGCGGGAGGCAGCGGGCGCAGUGCGCGCCAGCGGCGCGGGGAUUGGCUGUGGCGGGCGGAGACGUCAGGCUCCCGGGGCCCCAGCGGCCGCCCGGCGCGGCGCGGCGCAGUCGGCUCUAGUGGUCUAGUAACGGAGAGUUGUUCCCGGCCGUGCCGUCCUCCGCCGCAGUCGCUGGGCUGCGCCGCCGCUGUCGCCAGGACGCGCCGCCGAGCCCCUCGUCGCCUCCAGCCCCGCGGCCUCCGUUCACCUCAACUUCCACACGCCCAUCAUGACGAAGACUGAGAAGAAAUCCUUCCACCAGAGCCUGGCCGAGUGGAAGCUGUUCAUCUACAACCCGACCAGCGGAGAGUUUCUGGGGCGCACCUCCAAGAGCUGGGGUCUGAUCUUGCUCUUCUACCUAGUUUUUUAUGGGUUCUUGGCUGCACUCUUCACAUUCACAAUGUGGGUCAUGCUCCAGACUCUGAAUGAUGAAGUUCCGAAAUAUCGAGACCAGAUUCCUAGUCCAGGACUUAUGGUUUUUCCCAAACCACAGACUGCCUUGGAAUAUACAUACAGCGUGUCUCAGCCAGAAACUUAUAAAAAGUUCGUUGACGACCUGAAGCAUUUCCUAAAGCCAUAUUCUGUGGAAGAACAGAAGAAUCUCACAAAUUGUCCUGAUGGAGCACUUUUUCAUCAGAAGGGUCCAGAUUAUAGUGCAUGUCAGUUUCCAGUUUCCUUGCUUCAAGAAUGUAGUGGUGAGAAUGAUGGUGAUUUUGGCUAUUCCAAAGGACAACCUUGUAUUCUUGUGAAAAUGAACAGAAUAAUCGAGUUAGUCCCAGAUGGACUUCCACAAAUAACGUGUGUGGCAAAGGAUGAAAACAUAGCACAUAUAGCAACUUAUCCUGAAUAUGGACUUCUAGACUUAAAGUAUUUUCCAUAUUAUGGGAAAAAACGGCACGUUGGCUAUCGACAGCCCCUAGUCGCCGUCCAGGUCAAAUUUGACUCUGGUGUUAACAAGAAAGAAGUAACAGUUGACUGCCAAAUUAAUGGAACC
Mastomys coucha (southern multimammate mouse) is the source of this 1037-nucleotide messenger RNA. RefSeq names its product ATPase Na+/K+ transporting subunit beta 3 (gene Atp1b3). Gene Ontology annotation, molecular function: ATPase activator activity. NCBI's taxonomy places the organism in Eukaryota, Metazoa, Chordata, Mammalia, Rodentia, Muridae. The record is from RefSeq and is a predicted model, not a curated record. Gene Ontology annotation, cellular component: sodium:potassium-exchanging ATPase complex. Gene Ontology annotation, biological process: sodium ion export across plasma membrane; intracellular sodium ion homeostasis; potassium ion import across plasma membrane. The transcript has 7 exons. The annotation marks the transcript as partial.